Messenger RNA from Didymodactylos carnosus, 2580 nucleotides. NCBI's taxonomy places the organism in Eukaryota, Metazoa, Rotifera, Eurotatoria, Philodinida, Philodinidae. The record is from the annotation of a GenBank genome assembly.
AUGCAACGUACAGUCCCAUUCCCAGCUGAAAAUACAUAUAUUAUACAACUUAAUACGACACUGCGAGAGCCGACUCAGAGUUAUACCUAUGCGCCAUUAAAAUUUGGAUCUGACGAUGUUCGAAUUAAAUAUUCAAACAACCAGCUGGUAUUCACUGGCCAGAUUAGUGUGGAUGAUGAAGUAGUGAUUGAUUGGUUAUUUUCUGAAUACAUCCUUGAAAGUUUUCCCAAUGGAACCUUAAUCGAUGUUGAAUUUCAAGGAGUAAAACAAAGCAAUGACGGUACACUUGAAACAACAUCGACGAUCGUUAUUGCGCAAGCCAUCACCGUGGAAUCAUUAGACAAUGGACGAUAUUUCUAUCAGUUCCGAAUACCAUCAAGUGUCUCAACACAAAGUACCCAUACGGGUUUCAUUCGGGUGGUGGCUCGAUACAAUAGCGUAAUCUAUGCCGGCUUGAACACAGGUAUUUUGGCCAUCAAAUUACAAGCGUCACUAGCUAAUGACCUGUGUAGAAGUUGGGAAAGUCAACAACCGGAAGCGACGACAUGGAAUACUGAUAUGUUACCAUGUCCAAUGACACGAGACCAAGCAAUGGCAGCACGUUGUUGUUAUGAACUAGAUCAAGAAUGUUUCAUUGGCAGUACAAAUCCCAGCAAUUGUUGGUUGCAUAAAGGUCGACCAAUGUAUAAUGAAGCAUCUGCAACAUCAUGCUAUCUAUCUAAGGGUACAAAUCGUUUUAGCGCAGGUGGUGAAUGUUGUUACGAUUCAAGCGAUCAGUUGAUCACACGAGGUACAGGUGCCGGCUCCGAUGAUCGUUAUCGUCCAAAUUCAUCACCAGUUGGACAUUUCUAUUCAGAUAUUGUUUCAUAUAUCUGGUGUUGUUUAUUGAGCGAUAACUCGGAAACGUGUGAUACUUAUUACAGACUGAGACCGACUCGACGGGGUAGUAAUACAAUGGGUGAAAAUGGUGGUACAUGGGGCGAUCCGCACUAUACCACACUAGAUGGUACUUCGUACACAUUCAACGGGUAUGGUGAAUACACAUAUUUGGCUAUUAUCGACAGUAGUGUUACUUCUCCACCUGCCAUUUUUGAUCCAUCCUUACAAUACAAAUUCAUGUCGCAAAUAAGAACAGUUGCCUUACCAAAUGCCACUCUGAAUGCAACGGUGACAAAAUCAUUUGUGGGCCUAUCCAAUGACAUCGAUGCACAACCUGUUAGUGUCACAGUGGCACGACGAGAAUUUUUGAUUAUUCGACGGGGUAAUGAGACGCUAGAUUUGGAACCAACAUCGACCACCGAUUCCAGCGCACCAGAUACAAAUAUCAUUAGUCUGCACUUUUCGGAUAUGACAAUUGAGAAAAAUCUGACAAGUGAAACCAUUAUCAUUUCGUGGCCUAUUGGUGUUAGUAUUCAAAUUACACCGGUCGAAAUUGCUGUGCCGUAUCCAGGUGUGGUGUUGAAUGUCGCAGCAUCCGUUGCUGGAAUUUUCAAAGAUCGAACAUACGGAUUAUUGGGCACUUAUGAUGGUAAUGCAACAAAUGAUCUUCGAAGUAGUCAGGGCGAAGUUAUUAGUGCUAGUGAACCAACGGAAGUAAUUCAUAAUCGAUUUGGCAAAACAUGGCAAAUUGAUCCUGCGAGAACCUUACUUUACUAUGAAUCGGGUACAAAUACAGCAGCAUGGUACAAACAACAAAAUGACCAAUAUAAACCCAUCUUCACUGAACCAACUCUGACACCAGCACAGGACUCACAAAUACGUCAAACAUGCCAAAUCCCUACCGAUUUAGCUCCAUCAUUUUGGAACAUUGCACAGCGCACUUGCCACUAUGAUAUCUCCGUUACCAAUGAUUUCGCGUUUGGUCAAACCUCUCUUUCUGCUGGUGACGAACAAAUUAUUCUACGUGAACAACAACGGCAAGCACCGCUGUUCAAUACAUCCUUACCACUCGGUUUCAAUGUCACCGAAUCGCAAACCUAUAGAUUCACAUUCAAAGCUAAAAGUGAAUAUACAACAAUCAUUCACUAUGAUUCUCUUCAUUUACCAUCAUCGUCUACCUUUGAUAAACAAACUGGUCUGUUCGAAUGGAACGUGCCAAAAUAUGCAAAAGACAACGACCGUACUUAUGAAUUGACAAUCUCUGAGUAUAUUUGUCAAAUAAAACAAAUUAAUCUAACCACGAAAAGCAAAAGAAUUAUGCAAGCAUUAUUUCAACAGAUUGCGCAUUUGAAUCAACAACUAAACCAGUUACUUUUAGAACAAGGACAAUUAAUUCAUAAACAAGGACAAUUAAUUCGUAAACAAGGUCUAUUUAUUCGUCAUCAAGGUCAUCUAAUCCAAAACCAAAGUCAUUGGUAUCAUAAACGGAAUCGUCUAGUGGCCAAUCAGUUACCUAAAACGUUGAAAGUUAUAGGUAAAGAAUUAGAUGAGAUAAUGGAAGUGUUCCAUAGUAUAAAUGAACGACUAGAUCAAAUUUUCCGUCACUUAUCUCAAUUAUUUCAACAGCAAAAUCAAUUAGUUCAACAAUAUCAUCAGUUAUCACAAACAAGGUCGUUCAACUAUUGGUAUGACUACUUUUAA